Messenger RNA from Phytophthora infestans T30-4, 1551 nucleotides. RefSeq lists its product as uncharacterized. The record is from RefSeq and is a predicted model, not a curated record. Lineage: Eukaryota; Oomycota; Peronosporomycetes; Peronosporales; Peronosporaceae. The transcript has a single exon. Gene Ontology annotation, biological process: response to heat; protein refolding. Gene Ontology annotation, molecular function: Hsp70 protein binding; ATP binding. Gene Ontology annotation, cellular component: cytosol; cytoplasm. The coding region runs from base 101 to 1366 and encodes 421 amino acids.
CGCGCAGUCCACAGAGACUCGACCGGACCGGCAGCAGGGAAGAAGAAAUCCCCCCAGCCUGAUACAUUAACACAGACACAUAUAGACUAAGACCUCCAACAUGUUCGGUGGCGGAUUCGAGAGCUUUUUCGGCGGCGGUUUCGAGGGCGGCCCUGGCGGCCCAGGCGGCCCGUCCAAGCCCACGGACAACAACAAGUUCUACGAGGCUCUAGGUGUCUCCAAGACGGCCACGGCCGCUGAGAUCAAGAAGGCGUACCGUAAAUUGGCGCUUAAGAACCACCCGGACAAGGGCGGUGACCCGGAGCUUUUCAAGACCAUUACGGUGGCCUACGAGGUGCUCAGUGACCCAGAAAAGCGCGAGCUUUACGACCAGUAUGGCGAGGAAGGUCUCCAGAACGGUGGCGGUGGCGCCGAUGCUAGCGACCUGUUCAGCCAGUUCUUCCGUGGCCAGGGUGGCCGUCGGCCCCGUGGCCCGCAAAAGGGCGAGGAUCUUACGCAUCCACUUAAGGUGUCGCUUGAGGAUCUGUACAACGGUAAGACCGUUAAGCUAGCUGUGAAUCGCGACGUGCUGUGCGGUCGCUGCGAGGGCCGCGGUGGCGCCGAAGGAGCCGAGAAGACGUGUGACACGUGCCAGGGCCGCGGUAUGCGCGUUCAACUGCGUCACAUUGCACCCGGCAUGGUGCAGCAGAUGCAGAGUGUGUGUCCUGACUGCCGUGGCCAGGGUAAGAGCAUCCGUGAGAGCGAUCGCUGCAAGGGCUGCAAGGGAAAGAAGGUUACGAAGGAGCGUAAGGUGCUGGAAGUGCACAUUGAGAAGGGUAUGCGCAAUGGUCAGCGCAUCACAUUCUCGGGCGAGGCUGACCAGGCCCCUGGAACAGUACCCGGUGACAUUAUCUUUGUGGUGCAGGAGAAGGAACACGGUACUUUCCAGCGCAAGGGCGGCAACCUUAUCAUGGAGAAGAAGAUUAGUUUGGUGGAAGCUCUUUGCGGUUUCGAGAUGAUCGUGGAGCACCUGGACGGCCGUAACCUACACAUUAAGACGCGGCCUGGCGAGAUCAUCAAGCCCAACCAGUUUAAGUCCGUGCACGGCGAGGGCAUGCCCACACACGGCAACCCGUUCGUCAAGGGCCAGCUUGUCAUCCUGUUCAAGGUGCAGUUCCCGGAGAGCGGCAGUCUGUCUGAGAAGCAGCUCAGUAUGCUCAAGAGCACGCUGCCGGCCCCUACGCCUGUGGCGUCUGUGACCGAGUCAGAGGAGUGCUUCUUGUCGGAAUUUGACGCCGAGGCCGCCAAGGCUGAACAGCAGCAGCGCGAGGCGUACGACUCGGACGAGGAACGUGGCGGCCAGCGCGUGCAGUGCCAGCAGCAGUAGAAGGCUUCUGUCUGCAUGCAGGAGACGAGGUUAGACUUGGCUAAGGACGAGAGAGCUGCGUGCAGGAAAGAUGUUUAGGCUGCCUGACUGUGUUUCCCUAAGCUCUGCAGCAGUGCGUUUCAGUAGCGAAUCAUACGUUAAGAAGAAGAAAAGAGAGAAAAAAAAACUUUAUGUUUACAUUGCUA